Eruca vesicaria subsp. sativa (arugula) is the source of this 1754-nucleotide messenger RNA. Lineage: Eukaryota; Viridiplantae; Streptophyta; Magnoliopsida; Brassicales; Brassicaceae. The record is from the annotation of a GenBank genome assembly.
UUCAAGAAGAUCGGAAGCUUUUUUAAAACACAAAAACCUAAUUUUGUAUCGUAAAUUUUGUAGAGGUUUCCUCCAAUUCUAUCGUUUGAUUAGAUUCAUGAUCGGAUUCUGAAGAAACUUCCGAUAAAACCCAUACCUCUCUUACUGUAAUCUAAAGAAAGAGAGGGAGUAAGGCAAAUACAAAAAGGCCAUGGAUUUCGAUUUGAAUGGAGGCAACAAGCGAGUCUUCAACCGACUCGGCGGGUCGACUCGUCCGGCGGCAAAGGGGUCACGUCAGGAGGUAUGUUCCUACUGGCGAGCUGGACGGUGCAAUCGGAACCCUUGCCAGUUUCUACACCGAGAGUUACCUGGUCCAGUUCCGAGUCAGGGUUAUUCGAACAAAAGGGUCGCCGACGAAUCUGGGUUUGCGGGUCCGAGUCACCGGAGAGGACCCGGGUUUAACGGGAGCUCUAGUAAUACCUGGGGGAGGUUCGGUGGGAACAGGACGGUGACGAAGACGGAGAAAGUUUGCAAAUAUUGGGUGGAUGGGAACUGUAGUCACGGUGAUAAGUGUAGAUACUUGCAUUGUUGGAGCAAAGGAGAUAGCUUCUCCCUGCUGACUCAGCUUGAUGGGCAUGAGAAGCUUGUGAGUGGGAUUGCUUUGCCUUCUGGAUCUGAUAAGCUUUACACUGGGAGUAAAGAUGGGACUAUUCGUGUCUGGGAUUGUGCUUCUGGACAGUGUACAAGCGUACUCAGUCUUGGUGCGGAAGUUGGCUGUGUGAUUAAUGAAGGUCCGUGGCUAUUGGUUGGCAUGCCAAAUCUUGUGAAGGCUUGGAAUAUCGAAACCAAUGCAGACCAAAGUCUCAGUGGACCUGUUGGCCAAGUGUAUUCUCUUGUUGUGGGUACUGACCUACUCUUUGCAGGCACACAGGAUGGUUCUAUAUUGGCAUGGAGAUAUAAUGCUGCCACUAGCUGCUUUGAACCGGCUGCGUCAUUGAAGGGCCACACCCUUGCUGUUGUUACCCUAUAUGUUGGGGCAAAAAGACUCUAUUCCGGGUCCACGGACAAAUCUAUUAAAGUUUGGAGCCUAGAUAAUCUUCAAUGUAUGCAAACGCUCACGGAUCAUACAUCAGUUGUUAUGUCUCUCAUUUGCUGGGAUCAGUUUCUUUUGUCUUGCUCAUUGGAUAACACUGUCAAGAUAUGGGCUGCAGUUGAAGGAGGCAACUUGGAAGUUACGUACACUCACAAAGAAGAACAUGGAGUGCUAGCUUUAUGUGGUGUACAUGAUGCCGAAGCAAAGCCGGUUUUGUUGUGCUCUUGCAAUGACAGUACUUUACGUCUCUACGACUUGCCAUCAUUUACGGAGAGGGGCAAGAUCUUUGCAAAGCAAGAGAUACGGUCGAUCCAGAUAGGUCCAGGGGGCAUAUUUUUCACGGGUGAUGGAACCGGUCAAGUUAAAGUAUGGAAGUGGUCCACUGCUCCAACCACGGCUAUGUCCUGAAGUAGUUCGAAAUCUUGUCAAAGUUCUUUCCUACGACCUUCUUGUACCAUUAUAUAUGAGUUUCCCUCUCUGAGCAAGGGCCCAUGGUCUGAUGAGAGACUAUGCCAUGUUGGGAGUUUUGAGGCAGAACUGGGAGAGUUAUGUCCAGCUUCAGUCUGUCCGCCUUGUAACAGUUUCAUUUGUAUGGUCAGGUUUGUCAUAAUAAAAGAUUUAUCUAUUCAAGAAGGAUUGACGAGAGUUAUAAUGAUACAUGAACAAAGCCGCAGACGCGUUC